AUGGCAAGUGGAAACUUGUGCAGAAAACUUCCUCUAUCUGCUGGCCGCAGUUUGACAUUUCUGAAACCAAAACACAAAAUUCUUCAUGAGCAGAGAGCUACAGCGUUUAGUUUAUGGGAGAAUAAUAAGAAGGGUACAGACGAGAUCAUCUCCAAGCCUCCCCUUGUACACAGAAUUAAUCAGUUUGUAAAAACUUUUGUGCCGGAAACCAAAAAAUAUAUUGAAGAGAAGAAGCUUGGUCUCUCAACAGGGGUCAUGCUUGAAGCUGAGCAUGGCAAUUAUCAAGUUGUGUUUAGGUUUGAUACCCAGGAAAUUGUAUCCAGUUGGAUUGUUAGCACAGACAAAGACAACAAUCAGGGUCAAAGCACAGCUGAUUUUGUGCUCACCCAAAACAGGACGGGUCUGUUUCGUGGGAACCUUUGUACAGAAGUCCCAAAAGAUGGGAAAACAAAGUAUGCCGGUUUCGCCAACAUAACCUGUCCCCCACCCAUGAAAUCUUACUCGAGAGAGACACACUGGGAUUGGUCCCUGUUCAACUGUUUUUUAGUUAAGUUGCGUGGAGACGGACGCCACUACAAUAUUAUCCUCGGGUGCGACUUUGAAUAUGAUAUCAUGUGGUUAAACCGCUGGAGUUACCCAUUGUUCACACAUGGUGGGCCAUACUGGCAAGUGGCAAAGAUUCCUUUCUCCAAAUUCUACCUUAGCUACAGAGGUCGUAUCCAAGACAAACAGGAGCCUGUGCCAAUGAAUAUAAUCAACAGCUUUGGAAUAACUCUGGCUGAUAAAGUCGAUGGGCCAUUCUGUCUGGAGAUAGACAGUGUUGCCGUUAUGUAUGAUAUUAAUCUCAGUGCCAAAUUUGCUUAUGAGUUGUACCACGACAGGCAUUAUUUAACACAGACGUAA
Molecule: messenger RNA, 903 nt
Organism: Candidula unifasciata
Lineage: Eukaryota; Metazoa; Mollusca; Gastropoda; Stylommatophora; Geomitridae
Source: the annotation of a GenBank genome assembly